Messenger RNA from Entrophospora candida, 386 nucleotides. The record is from the annotation of a GenBank genome assembly. NCBI's taxonomy places the organism in Eukaryota, Fungi, Glomeromycota, Glomeromycetes, Entrophosporales, Entrophosporaceae.
AUGUUUCCAAAUUAUCAAAAUAUCGUUUCUGCUACCAACAUUACCAAUACUGCUGCAAACGUCAACGCCACAUUUGCCAUUGCCAGCGAUAACAAUAGGAAACCUUCAGUCUCGACUCCAUUAUUAAAUGAUCCUUCUUCUUUUUCUCACGAAAGCAAUAAUAAUAUUGUUUGGCUCUUGGCACGUCUUGAAAAACGUAUUGAUCAAAUGGAAAAACAUAGAAACCAAAAUAUUUUUGCAAGCAACAAUUUAUCACAAAAUAAUAUUUUCGAUAAUGGUCAUUAUCAUUAUAAUAAUAUCAGUAAUGAAGAUAUUUAUAAUCUUUUAAGUAAACUUUUUAUUCGUGUAGAACGGUUGGAAAUCAACGUUGAACGAAAUCUUGCCGA